Messenger RNA from Portunus trituberculatus (swimming crab), 3363 nucleotides. Its product is annotated as zinc finger protein 280D-like. Bases 2360 to 3292 code for a protein of 310 amino acids. Gene Ontology annotation, cellular component: nucleus. NCBI's taxonomy places the organism in Eukaryota, Metazoa, Arthropoda, Malacostraca, Decapoda, Portunidae. The record is from RefSeq and is a predicted model, not a curated record. The transcript has 4 exons.
AUGACAAGGGGGAGAUAGCCGACAGGUUCACCUGGGCCACAGGCAGCGUCCACCUGCCACCUGUUCCUCUCGGUGCGGCAACCUGCUUUUCUUCACAGAUCAAGGUACACUGGUCACCUGAGGCAAUCCCGCGCCGAAGGUCCCAAAGCAGCAGACAACCCACACCCCUCACAUCAUCUCCGCCAACCACCACACGCACCUUUCAUCGUUUCUUGACUCCCAAGAUCCUCUAAGCGCCAAGAGGCGACAGGUGUAGAUCAAGAGUGUCUUACUCCCGCACACCUGGAUCCACAAAUGCAUAUCAAAGAUUUAUGUGACCACUAAGUUUGACUUGAUGAAUUGAAAUACAAAUGUUGCGUUGGCUUUCAAAUGGAAUCAUAGGAAAAAAAGACAAUUUGAUUUUGUCUUACAAAAGUAAAUCACGUUCCUUUAAAAGAGAAUUCAAACAAAAUUACGUAAGUGAUGAAAUUUUCAUGUGAUUUGUGAUUCGACACACAUGUUUUAAUGCGUAAUUGUACUUAAUGGCCAAGUGAUUCCGACAUUGAGGGUAAUCAAAGUAUGGGAGUGAUGAAGGUCUAUACAGAGGUGGAAGUGACAUGGAGGUAAGGCAGGUGUGGCAGGACUGCGCCGAGAUCAAAUUCUUCAGUAGACAUCUUCAGCAUAGUGUCUAUAUGAAGAAAAUCAUAAUGUACACUCAUGACAUAUUAAAAGAAAACCGGAAAAUAUAAUAUAUGGACAUACAUAAUAAUUGUGCAAAUAAUGGCAAAAGGCAAUCUGAAAGAAAAGUGUUUCUUGAAAGUAAAAGUCAUCAUAGAAGCGCUGUAAUGGAACCAUUUUCUAGUGAACACCGAGAUGUAAACAAUCCUCACAAAUCAAGUAAAAUGGAGGUGUGAGGAACUACACAGAACAUCAAAGUAAGGCUGUGUUUGUGUUUCAAUAGAACUGCUUUGUUUGAAAAGUUUGCCUUUUGCUUUGCAUGAUUUAUCAGUUUCUGCUCUUUUUCUGUUUGUAGUUGAUUUAGUUAACUUCAGUCUUUCCAAAUGAAGACUUCAAUCAUGGAUAAAAUAAGAAUUUUGAGGUCAAGUCGCAGGAAAAUAGACCCCAAAAAAGGCAGAACCUCAGGUGGUGCUCCAGUAGCGGUUCCUGCUCAUCCCUCACAGCCAGCACCUGCAGAGGCAACACAGCAAUGGGUGCCUGUCCUGGUGCUGAAUAUUUCCAAGCCUAACACUCCCCUUGCUACCACUACCAUUCCUGUGACCUACAGUAAUAAUAACACUCAAAAUGUAACUGUAAAGAGCAGCAUUUUGGCUGAGAAUGAUGUUCCUGUAACUACAUGCUCCUCUCUAGUGGAUGUUCCAGUUACUAAUAGCAAUGUUAUUAUUCAGUGCAAUAAUUCAGAUUCUAAACAAUGUGUAAUCAAUCCAGUGGAACCAGCUCCUGGUGAUGUCCAAACUGCAAGCACUGAUACUUCCGAGGAGCUUCAGAGGACAGACCAGGAUGCCUCUGACAACCAUGUCAAGUGUGUGCUGUGUGACAAAAUCUUUCCUUCCCUGAAAGAUAUGCAGACUCACUAUCUUAGCACUCAUAAAUCUCGCCGUGGGAAGGACAGCCGUAAAACCAAAGUCAACAGUGACAGUUUUGCAACACAAAUAAGUAUUGAUAGUGAACAGUGUUAUCUAGAUCAGAAGAGUGAACUGUCUCUACCAAUGAGUGAGAAAGGAGAGAUAGAUCCCAAGUGCCCUGUUUGUUCUAUUGACUUCUCAUCUGCAGAUGAGGUGAAUAAACAUAUGAGGGAAGUUCACUCUUAUGUAUGCUCUGAAUGCAGUAGCACUUUCUAUACUCUUUUCCAAUUUACCAACCACAAGUGCACAAAAAUUGUAAAGAAAGUGAAACGUACAAAAAGAAAAAUAACUGCUAGUUUGGCUUCAAAACUAACUUUGAAUCCUGAGGCAGCUAAGAUUAUGAACAGUUUUGUGCAAAUUCAGCCUAAGACCAAGAACAUUAGUAAGUCAUCCUCCAGAAAGUCCCAGAGAAGUCCCACACCUCCUUCACAGGAAAUGGUCCAGCAGCCAGUUUCUAUGAUUACUUUAGUAGGUGAGGCUAAGCAGACCCAAACAUUAGAAACUCCAACCAAUGAAAACAUGUCUGUAUGUAGUGUAACAACCUCCAUUGCGUCAGAAGUUGCUGAAGAAACCUCUCUUUCAGAACCAAUCAUAGUUUCUAAGCAAGAUAACCAUGAAGAAGAGGAAUCCGUUUUCUUCCUUCCAUUGAAACAGCAUAUUCAUUAAAAAGUCCAUGUGACUGCAGAAAUGAAGAACAGAGUCACUCUUCUAAAAUCCCUGUCUUGGAAACAAGGAACAUGGAACAAGCUAAGCAAUACAUACAAAAGACAAAAUUUUCUGAGCACAAGGUUUCCCAGAGUGAACUGAUCAUGGAAAAAAUUGCACAAUUAAAAAGAAAUCCCCAUGUUAGCCUUUCUUGGCGUCCUACUCUGCAGGCAAGAGGUUGUAUGGAAGAAGAUGGGGAAUAUGUGUGUGGACGGUGUAAUGUACUGUGUGAUGAUAUGGAGGACUACAUGGACCACCUGCAGGAUUGUCUCACCAUGACCAGUGUAACCCUAGAGCCAGCUCCAACUCCACCACGUAGGCUUCUUAAACUUCCCUGUCAAACAGUUGCAUUUGGUUCUCGUGAGAGUGGCCACAGUAGGUACCUGAUAAAUCAAAAUCUCAUUGCUAAGCUACAAGCAUAUCUCCCAAACUCCUUAGUUAAGACCUCUCAACCACUUCCACAUCAAUUCAAACCACCCAAUGCUGCACCACCAGGUUCUACUGGACAGACUUUCAGGGAUCUUCUAGAUGAUGACUUUGGUUAUGAGUCCCAUGAAUCAGUUGACAUUCAAACAGCUGGUUCAUCAUCACCUGUCAGUCCAGCCACAUGGCACAGUGAGGCACCCCACUCCUCCAGAGAACUAUCAGCUAUCCAAGGAAAAGUAUCUAUGAGUAAUACUACCAAGGGGACUACUCAGCCCAUGGUGAUGAUUCCCAUGGACUCCAAGAUCAACUUGAGUGUGUCACCUGACCACCAGCUACUCAAGAAAUUAUCAGAUCAUUCCCAGUGUGGGGAGGAGACAACGAAGACCAACAGCAGCUUAAUAUUGGCUGCUUCUCCUUUGGGCCUGCUGUUGGACCAAGAUGACAUCAAAAUGGAGGUGGAGGAGGAGGUAGUAGAAGACCACUUUGAGUUUUGUAUUGCAGGACUCAUGACAGCAUGGCAAGCAGAUGGAUGCCACUGAUACAAAGUGUGUUGCAUUGGUGGCUGUGGCUGUGUACUGGUGGUGUUCAUAGUGCCAGACAGGGCAAGGAG